This is a messenger RNA of Microthlaspi erraticum, 4047 nucleotides long. Lineage: Eukaryota; Viridiplantae; Streptophyta; Magnoliopsida; Brassicales; Brassicaceae. The record is from the annotation of a GenBank genome assembly.
AUGGGAUAUACGGAGGCGAUACUGUACAUUAAUGGCGUUCGUAGAGUCCUUCCUGAUGGCUUGGCUCAUACGACACUUCUUGAAUAUCUCAGAGAUUCAGGGCUGACCGGGACAAAGCUGGGAUGCGGCGAAGGUGGUUGUGGGGCUUGCACGGUCAUGGUCUCUAAUUAUGACAGAACAUCAAACACAUGCGUGCAUUAUGCUGUCAACGCUUGUUUAGCACCUCUCUAUUCUGUAGAAGGAAUGCAUGUAAUAUCCAUUGAGGGAGUUGGUCACCACAAACUUGGCUUGCACCCACUUCAGGAGUCAUUAGCAUCUUCUCAUGGUUCCCAGUGUGGGUUUUGCACUCCCGGGUUUAUCAUGUCGAUGUAUGCGUUACUGAGGUCAAAUAAAACCCCACCUUCUGAGGAGGAGAUUGAAGAAUGCCUUGCAGGAAACUUGUGUCGUUGCACUGGUUACAGACCGAUUGUUGAUGCGUUUCGGGUUUUUGCGAAAACUAAUGAUGCUCUGUACAGUGGUUUAUCUUCUCUUAGUCUUCAAGAUGGUUCAAGUAUUUGCCCAUCUACUGGUGAACCUUGUUCAUGUGGAUCAGCAGGCACUUGUAAUGGCGAUAGAUUUCAGCCUAUCUCUUAUAGUGAGACAGAUGGGGCUAAGUAUACAGAAAAGGAGCUUAUUUUCCCUCCUGAACUUUUUCUGAGGAAACUAGCUUCUUUAAUGCUGAGAGGAAAUGGAGGGCUUGUUUGGUACAGACCCGUAAGGCUUCAGUACUUGCUUGAUCUCAAGGCGAAACAUCCUGAUGCAAAACUACUGGUAGGUAAUACAGAGGUGGGAAUCGAAAUGAGGCUAAAGAGGUUAGAGUAUCAGGUGCUGAUAUCUGUUGCUCAAGUCCCUGAACUCAACACGGUGAAUGUCAAUGACGAUGGGGUAGAGGUUGGUGCUGCUUUGAGACUCUCUGAGCUCGUGAGGCUAUUCAAGAGGGUUGUAAAUGAGCGUCCUGCACAUGAGACAUCAGCUUGCAAGGCUUUUGUUGAAAAGCUGAAGUGGUUUGCUGGGACACAGAUAAGAAAUGUUGCUUCCAUUGGUGGAAACAUCUGUACAGCUAGUCCAAUAUCUGAUCUGAAUCCUCUUUGGAUGGCUUCGAGAGCAGAGUUCCGGAUAAUCAACUGCAGUGGAGAUGUUAGGUCCGUCCCUGCAAAAGAUUUCUUCACUGGUUAUCGUAAAGUGGAUAUGGAAAGCAAUGAGAUCUUGUUGUCAGUAUUCCUACCAUGGACAAGGCCCUUGGAGUACGUGAAAGAAUUUAAACAGUCACACCGUAGGGAUGAUGAUAUAGCUAUUGUCAAUGGUGGAAUGCGUGUGUUUCUUGAAAAGAGAGGUCAAGAACAAGAAUUGUUCGUUUCUGACGCAUCAGUUGCUUUUGGUGGUGUGGCUCCGGUUUCUCUGCGUGCAAGAAAGACUGAGGAGUUUCUAAUAGGAAAGAGUUGGAAUAAAGGUCUUCUGCAAGAUGCGUUAAAGGUCAUACAAAGUGAUGUCUUAAUCGAUGAAAAUGCUCCUGGUGGAAUGGUGGAGUUUCGGAAAUCUCUAAUCCUAAGCUUCUUCCUUAAGUUUUUCUUAUGGGUUUCAAAUCAUAUACGUGAUGUCAACCCCACUAUAGAGACUUUCCCAUCCUCCCAUAUGUCAGCUUUGCAACCAUUUUCUCGGCAGUGUGGAGUUGGAAGACAAGACUAUGAGACAGUAAAACAUGGAACGUCUGUCGGCUUGCCGGAAGUCCAUCAGUCAGCGAGAAUGCAAGUCACAGGGGAGGCGGAAUAUACUGAUGAUACUCCGGUGCCUCCUAAUACCUUGCAUGCUGCUUUGGUGCUAAGCAAAAUGCCACAUGCUCGCUUACUUUCAAUUGAUGAUUCGGCAGCCAAAUCUUCGCCUGGUUUUGCUGGUCUGUUUCUUUCCAAAGAUGUUCCCGCGGAUAAUAUGAUUGGACCGGUGGUUGCUGACGAAGAAUUAUUUGCUACGGACGUGGUGACGUGUGUGGGACAAGUCAUUGGUGUGGUUGUUGCGGAUACACAUGAAAAUGCAAAAACUGCGGCAGGAAAAGUUGAAGUUGAGUAUGAAGAAUUACCAUCGAUAUUAUCAAUCAAGGAGGCUCUCGAUGCUAAAAGUUUCCACCCAAACACAGAGAAAAUGCUAAGAAAAGGAGAUGUAGAGCUAUGCUUUCAAUCGGCACAAUGUGAUAGAAUAAUAGAGGGAGAGGUUCAAAUGGGUGGUCAGGAACACUUUUACAUGGAGCCUCAUGGUAGUUUGGUUUGGACAAUUGAUGGAGGCAACGAAGUUCAUAUGAUCUCAUCCACUCAAGAUCCUCAUAAGCACCAGCAAUAUGUUUCUCGUGUUCUCGGUCUUCCAAUGUCUAAAGUUGUAUGCAAAACCAAACGUCUUGGUGGUGGCUUUGGUGGCAAGGAAACGAGAUCGGCCUUCAUAGCUGCUGCAGCUUCUGUCCCUUCCUACCUGUUGAACCGACCUGUGAAACUCAUACUGGACAGAGAUGUGGACAUGAUGAUAACUGGUCAUCGUCAUAGUUUUGUCGGAAAGUACAAGGUUGGUUUUACAAAUGGAGGAAAAAUAUUGGCGUAUGACCUUGAAAUAUACAACAAUGGUGGAAACUCUUUGGAUCUUUCGCAUGCUGUUCUCGAAAUUGCCAUGUUCAACGCGGAUAAUGUUUAUGAGAUCCCGCAUGUGAGGAUCACAGGGAACGUUUGUUUCACUAAUUUUCCCAGCAACACUGCUUUCCGAGGGUUUGGAGCCCCUCAAGGUAUGCUUAUAAUUGAAAACUGGAUUCAGCGAGUCGCAGCUGAACUUGAUAGAAGCCCUGAAGAUAUAAAAGAGAUGAACUUUCAAACGGAAGGUUCUAUCACGCAUUACUCUCAGCAUCUUCAGAACUGCACAUUGCAUCAGCUCUGGAAGGAGCUGAAAGUAUCUUGCAACUUUCUUAAAGCUCGUAGAGAAGUCGACGAGUAUAAUAGCCUCAAUCGGUGGAGAAAGCGUGGUGUGGCUAUGGUUCCCACAAAAUUCGGCGUAUCGUUUACUAAAACAUUCAUGAACCAGGCCGGUGCUCUGGUCCAUGUUUACACCGACGGUACUGUUUUGGUAACACAUGGAGGUGUGGAGAUGGGUCAAGGAUUGCAUACAAAGGUUGCACAAGUUGCUGCGUCCGCCUUUAACAUUCCCCUUAGUUCAGUUUUUGUGUCAGAGACAAGCACAGACAAGGUUCCAAAUGCGUCACCAACUGCUGCUUCUGUGAGCUCUGAUAUGUACGGUGCUGCAGUGUUGGACGCUUGUGAGCAGAUUAAAGCACGAAUGGAGCCUGUUGCGUCCAAGCUUAAUUUCAGCUCUUUUGCUGAGCUGGCAAGUGCGUGCUAUUUUCAACGGAUAGACCUGUCUGCUCACGGUUUUCACAUUGUUCCCGAGAUUGGCUUUGACUGGGAAUCUGGAAAAGGAAACCCAUUUAGAUAUUACACCUAUGGAGCUGCAUUUGCCGAAGUUGAGAUCGAUACAUUAACUGGUGACUUCCACACAAGAACAGUCGAUAUAAAGUUGGACCUUGGAUAUUCUCUUAACCCAGCCAUCGAUAUUGGACAAAUAGAAGGAGCAUUCGUACAAGGGCUAGGUUGGGUAGCUCUAGAAGAACUGAAAUGGGGAGAUGCAGCUCAUAAAUGGAUUAAACCGGGAAAUCUACUCAACUCCGGACCGGGAAACUACAAAAUACCUUCCAUUAACGACAUUCCCAUCAACUUCAAGGUUUCUCUGCUCAAGGGGAAUCCAAAUUCAAAGGGGAUACAUUCAUCAAAAGCAGUUGGUGAGCCACCGUUUUUUCUGGCGUCAUCGGUUUUCUUUGCGAUUAAAGAUGCGAUCAAAGCGGCUAGAGCCGAGAUGGGUCUUGGCAACAAAUGGUUCCCUUUGGACACUCCUGCGACUCCGGAGCGUAUCAGGAUGGCUUGUUUCGAUGAGUUUACUUCUCCUUUUGUGACUUUAGAUUUCUGUCCCAAGCUUAGUGUUUGA